Cicer arietinum (chickpea) is the source of this 2240-nucleotide messenger RNA. RefSeq names its product alpha-L-arabinofuranosidase 1-like. Gene Ontology annotation, molecular function: alpha-L-arabinofuranosidase activity. The record is from RefSeq and is a predicted model, not a curated record. Gene Ontology annotation, biological process: L-arabinose metabolic process. Lineage: Eukaryota; Viridiplantae; Streptophyta; Magnoliopsida; Fabales; Fabaceae.
UCAAAAGAAAAAAAAAUGUCUUUAUCAAAUUCCUUUACUGUUUUUGUUUUAUCUUUAGUGGUGUGUUUGGUUAUUCCUAAAUGUCAAGCUGAUGCAAAUGCUACACAGACAUCAAAACUAGUGAUUGAUGCAAAUUCUGGAAGGCCUAUUUCAGACACAUUCUUUGGAGUUUUUUUUGAAGAGAUUAAUCAUGCUGGAGGCGGUGGAUUGUGGGCCGAACUUGUGUCAAAUAGAGGUUUUGAAGCAGGAGGUUCUAGUGUUCCCUCAAGUAUUAUUCCUUGGACAAUUAUUGGAGAUGAAUCAAAUAUUAUAGUAUCAACUGAUCGUAGUUCUUGUUUUGACCGUAAUAAAGUUGCUUUGCGUAUGGAUAUUCUUUGUCAAAGAAUAUCUUGUCCACCUGGUGGUGUUGGUAUUUCUAAUCCUGGUUAUUGGGGCAUGAACAUUGAGCAAGGGAAGAAGUAUAAAAUAGAUUAUGUUAGAGCAACUAGUCCAAUUAAUUUAGAAGUUUCAUUUGUCGGUUCUAAUGGAGUAAAAUUGGCUUCAACAAACAUAAGGACAUUUGGAAAAAAUGUAGCAAAUUGGACAAAGAUGGAGAAUAUUGUUGAAGCUAAUGCAACAGAUCAUAAUUCAAGUCUUCAAAUCACAACAAGUCAAAAGGGAAUUGUAUGGUUAGAUCAAGUGUCAGCUAUGCCAUUGGAUACAUAUAAGGGUCAUGGUUUCCGAAAUGAUAUUUUUCAAAUGGUGGCAGAUCUAAAGCCAAAAUUUUUAAGAUUCCCAGGUGGUUGUUUUGUUGAAGGAGACAAUCUAAGAAAUGCUUUUAGGUGGAAAGAUACAGUUGGGCCCUGGGAACAGAGGCCUGGACACUUAAAUGACAUUUGGAAAUAUUGGACUGACGAUGGACUUGGUUAUUUUGAGGGACUCCAACUAGCAGAGGAUCUUGGUGCAUUGCCUGUAUGGGUGUUUAACAAUGGUAUUAGCCAUCAUGAUGAAGUUGAUACAAAUGCAAUUUCACCAUUUGUGCAAGAAGCCCUAGAUGGUAUUGAGUUUGCUAGAGGUUCUCCCACAUCACAAUGGGGUUCUCUUAGAGCUUCCAUGGGACAUCCUGAUCCAUUUGAUUUGAAAUAUGUUUCAAUCGGAAAUGAAGAUUGCAAUUUAUUUAAUUAUCAAGAAAAAUACAUGAAGUUCUAUAAAGCUAUAAGACGCGUUUAUCCUGAUAUUCAGAUUAUUUCAAAUUGUGACGGUUCUGUAAAUCCACUAAAUCAUCCGGCAGAUAUCUAUGAUUUCCACAUUUAUACAAAUUCUAAGGACAUCUUUUCAAUGUCUACCAAGUUCGAUAACGCACCACGAUCCGGACCAAAGGUGUUUGUAAGUGAGUAUGCUGUUUGGAAGGAAGAUGCUGGCAAUGGAAGCCUUUUGGCUGCUGUGGCUGAGGCUGCAUUCCUUAUUGGACUUGAAAAGAAUAGUGAUAUCGUCAGCAUGGUUAGCUAUGCACCCCUAAUGGCAAACAUAAACGAUAGAUUAUGGACACCAGAUGCAAUUGUUUUCAACUCUUAUCAACUUUAUGGAACUCCAAGUUAUUGGCUCCAACAACUCUUCAUUGAAUCUAGUGGAGCAACUUUGCUUAAUUCAACUCUCCAAACUUCUUCUACUUCACUUGUUGCUUCCGCAAUUCAUUAUAAAAAUUCUCAAGAUGGGAAUAAUUAUAUAAGAGUAAAGGUAGUAAAUUUUGGCACUGUCGUUGAAAACUUCGGAAUUUCAAUAAAUGGCUUAAAAUCAAAUCUGCAACAGACAGGUUCAUCGAUUGUUCUACUUACAUCUCCUAAUAUAAUGGAUGAGAAUUCAUUCUCAGAGCCAAAUAAGAUUGCUCAUCUACGAGUUCCACUCGAGAAGAAAAUCGAGGAUCUGACUUAUGGACUUCCUCCUUAUUCAAUUACAUCAUUUGAUCUCUUAAUUUAAAAUACUAUGGUGGAAUGUUUCUUGAAUUAAAUGGGAGAAAUUAAUGUAUAUUUUUUAUUUAUUUCUAUUCCUCCUUAUUGUUGAAACAAUAUUGAUAAUGAGGUUGAUUCUUGUCGUAAUUUAGGUUUUAUUGAAGUUGUCUAGAGAAAAAAAAAAACUAGAGUGGUCAAGGGUCAUUGCUCCCAACACUAUUUAAUGUACUUUUUUUUUUUUUUUUCUGGGUUAGGUCUAUAUCCCCUCAUGUAUUUGUAAUUUUUAUUUUAAUCUACUUUUAGCUUUAAAAA